UCCCGUGUGGACCAGGCAAGGCAUCGUCCAGAAUCGAAUUCGGAGUCAGUUACAUUUCAAAGUGCGCGCUGAACGGUCUUGUGUCGUUGAAGUACGAGUUACAUGCUCCGUGUUGUCAGUAGUACCUACCGGGAAAUCGAUCGACCAAAAGUGGAAGCGAAACCAUAACAAAAAGAAAAGAAACGCCGCGUGUGUUUAGCCGUUCGUUUGGUGCAUUUCUGGUGGUGUUUUUUUUUCGACGCUGUGGUUGCGAUUGUUGUUUUUGUGUUAUCAACACCAAUCUCGGUAUCUCGUCUCACUGCCGCCUGCUGAUGCUGCUGCCGCUGUCCAGUCCAGUUGUCUGUGUAUUGGUACGGCGAAGAGUUGGAUGCUGUGAAGAUUACCAAAACAAUCCACAGAAGGGAGCCCGAAAACAAGUUUUUGCGCAUCCCUCGGCGAGAUAGAGAGCGAGCGUUUUGUGGAGGAGAGAGCGAGCGUUGGUAUUAGUGAAUCGCGUACACCAGUGUAAAUUCUGCACACCUGUGCACUUUCGGUGUUGUUUUGGAAAAGGAGAAUCCAACGAAGGGUUCCGAAAAAUAAAGAGAAGAAGCAUACAGAAAAGUAGCCCACCCGGUUUACUUUGACCGUAAACAGAGAAGUGUUUGGUAAGCAUAAAACCAGCAUCCGACCGACGAACGGUUGCAAGUGUGUCCGUCAAAACAAAAACGCGUGUGCGGUGUAGUUCUGAGGACGAAAAGUGUGGUGCAGAAGCGGGCGCGGAAAGGACGUGUGUAGUAAAUUGUUAUCCAGUGCACAAAGAUAAAGGCUAUUCGCGUACACACGCCGGAAGAACGUGACAUCGUGAACGCUGAGCCACCGGGCAGCAUUAUAGAGGGUAAGUUUUUCGCAGCAUCGCAACAGAUAAGACGAUCCAAGCUUCUCGCAAGUGAGCACAAGCAGUUGGCGCAGCUCGCUCAUUAGUGGUGGCACUCAUUGUAUGUGUCUCCAAUUAAAUGGCCACUUGUCGUCUCGUCGCGUGAAUUACCUACACCCGUCGUCGGAGCUUUUCGCUGGGAAACGACCAUGUUUCGUCCACAGCUCAACCCGUCCCAGAACAUUCGGGAGAAGAUGAGACUCUUCGAGCAAGAUGCGAGCUUAGACAGCUCCAACUAUCAUCAUAGAAGAAGAUACUCGGAUAACAACAACACAUCGUACUGUGGUGUUAAAAGUAGCACUGGUUGUGGUGGUGGUGGUGGUCAGUACCAGAACCAAAAUCAGGAACCGGAAAGUGACGACGGAACGAACCCUAGAAUGAUGCCCCCGAUUAACCAUUCCAGCACGCAGGGAGUCAUGACCGACUCGCAGGGACUCAUCGUACCGAAGAAGCUGGCCAACCCCUGCGUCGAUUCGACGGACCGACAGAACCUGCAUCGGGAGCUCAUGUUCAACCAGAAAAUGGGCAAAAGCGUGCUAAAUCAAAAGUCGGAACUGCAACGGGCGCUCGAGAAGCAAAAGGAACGUCAGGUGCUUGCAGCGCAGAACCUCGCCAAGCAGCAAGCCCAGGAGCACACCAUCUCGAACGAGCUCGGUCGGGUGAUAAUGCAGCGGGCGGCCCGCUUGGAGCAGAAGAACCUCGCCGCGGCCGCCGCCGGGUCCCAACAGGAUCAGCCAGACUCGAUCAAUCCGGAAUAUCUGAAUGCGCGUGCCAAACUGCGCGCCACCCAGGCGGUUUACUCAAAGUAGAGAGAAAGAGCCGAAACCAGUAGUUGCAUUAAGAUUGAUUUUAGUAGGAAAAACACCCACGAAUGUAAUUUUAGUGUUUUAAUGUUUAAGUUUUAACGUCUAGACAAGUGAUAAUGACAUCAAUGAUUUCCGUUUCUGUUUGUUUUAAAAAAUCAAUCUGAUUAGCAAUUAUUUUUAAAUAAUGAACAAGAUCAAGAAACAGAAUACUGGAACAGAAUGUGCUCUAAUCUGGGAUUCUUAGCCCGAAAGGAAGGAAAAAAGUAGAUCCCAAUUUUGAAACCGAGUUAAAAAAAAAUGCAAACAAACAAGAGAGAAAGGCGAAAUGCUUUAAGUAGUUCUAAUGAGUUAUUUUUGUAAUUCUUUUAUCUUUUAGAUAGUUCGAUCUGUUGAAUGUAUGUAUAUUAUAAGAAUAAGAGAGGCAGGAAAUUUAUGUUCUCAUGCGAAGAGAAGGAUUUUGAGCAUACUAAUCGUAGCGAAAAUUGUGAUAACCAAACAAAACACCGAGCACUUGUUGAAGGCAUCAUAAAACAAAUCAAGUCCUUGGAUAUCCUUCUUACAAAACGUUGAAUGGAUUUUCUAUAAAUUGUGAAGAAAAUUACUAAGCAUCUGAUUACAUACCCUACCAUAUUCUGCUAGUGUUAAUGUGGUCUAGUUUGUAGCGAUGUAAGAGAAUAAAAAUUACAAAAUCAAGUUACAGAGACGGCCUUCGGAAUGGAGCUGAUUGAGGAAUCGAUCGAACUGCUAACUAGAAUAAGGCAUUUCACACAAAUUAAUCUUUUGAUAUUCAUAAAAAAAUAACUAGCAAAAAGGGUAAACUCUCUGUGAAAAUCCAUAAAUUUUCUGAAAGUACUUCUUUCAGGACAAUUUUUCGGUUUUCGCAUAGAGAGUUCGUUUGGUUACUGUUGAAAUUUAAACAAUUGAAUCUUAAUACAACUUAACAAAAGAUAAUAAUAGAACACCCGCACACACAAAAGUAGAAGCAAUGUAAGUUAACAUGUCCAUUAACCCAAACUACUACAACCUCCACCAGAGAAUGGCAAACCUUACCCUGUUGAUAGGACACCGAAAUCACCGAGAGACUUUCGAAAACCCGAAUUUGGCCUUGUUAGAGAUUUGUAUUUAGAUGGAGAACAGACAAUUUUCAUAUAUAGGAUAGAAACCAAAUCGAACCAACCAAGCCACCUUCAUCCUACUACUACAUAUUACGUAAUACUACUACGCCUAGUGUGAAUGUGUUUCUGGCAGUUGUUCAAUGACAAUUACAACAAAGCAGUUUAUGUGUUGAUUACUAAUUUUUGCCAGUUGUAGUUUUAGAGCGAAGGAAGUCUAUAACUUGAUUGUUUGACAGUAGGUACACAUACACCAGUCAAUGGGAUUUAGCAUAGCAUAGAACAUUCAAGCAGAUUAACACACGUAUUGAUAAACGAUAAUUUAACAACAACCCAAGUUAGUAAUAGAAUGUGCGUUUAGUGAUUGUGAAAAGUUGAUGAAACUUUGAGUAACAGAAGAAUUAUAAUAAACCGAACAGUGUGUAAGUGUAGUGAAGCAGCUCUAGAGGGCUCAGUAUUUGCAGUCCGUACAAGGGAGAAUAAAAUAUUAUUUUAACUGAAAAACUA
Molecule: messenger RNA, 3338 nt
Organism: Ochlerotatus camptorhynchus
Lineage: Eukaryota; Metazoa; Arthropoda; Insecta; Diptera; Culicidae
Product: protein FAM107B
Exons: 6
Coding region: 1063-1722 (219 amino acids)
Source: RefSeq, a predicted model, not a curated record